AUGAACCAGGCCCCUGAUGGAAGAUGGAUAAGGGUGCCCUCGGCCCCGACAUCGCCGGCACAAACCUCGCACAGGAAUGCUAUCAGAUGGCCUGAACAACUGCAGACGGCCCAUCACUUGGACGCCAGUCAUCAACUACCCGGAGCGCAUUACCAGCAGCAACCACAACGGCCUACAAUACCUCAUGAUCAUCCUUCCUACCCGCCCAGACCGCCACACCAGCAGCAGUCUGAUCAGAGCAAUCUCGGCUUCGAGAGAACCUACGAGGUCUCGUCAGAGUACACCGUCAGUCCCAGCCCUCCGAGCUCCGCACACCGUUUGCAUCAGCACACCGCUGCUCCCUUACCGCCUCGCUCCCCUCAGCCACAGCCGCAGCCGCGCGAUGACACACGAAAGAUGAGCUUCGACUCUGUGCUUCAGCUCCCGCCAAGACGGACUAAUGCACGAGCGUCCCAGGCUUGCAAUACCUGCAGGAGGCUCAAGACAAAGUGCGACAUGGCUAGACCUUGUAAGACGUGUCGGGACAGAAAAGGCGAUUGCAUUUACUCCGGGUCGGUAUCAAAGUAUCACGACAGAUAUUCACAGUUGCUGUUUGACGGACUUCAACAUGAAAUUGCAAGACUCCAAGAGCGAACAGAGCACAUAGAACGCCUCCUCGGCAUCAUGACAGCACCAGCACUCGACAGAGCUCUCACGAACAGCACGAUAGCUCAGAGCGAGGCUUUGACAAUCAGAGAACAGUGGCAUCCUCAAACGGCGAGGCUAGAGCCGGGCAUGCAGGAUGCCCUCGCCACAGAAAUGGUGGGCAGGUCACUUGGAAAGGCACCAGCAAAGAUUGACACGAGACCUCUCAUGGGCCCCGAAGAUGAUCCCAUCAUGACAAACCACCCAACCUUGGCUCAAGAAAUCCUACAGUGGCCUGCAGUCAGUCAGUUUAUCCAGAGACUACUAGCCAGUGAAGGCAUCCAAUCCCCUGCAGAUUUCCCACUCGCCCAAGAGCAGCAGAGAGAUCGACUUUGUCCACCAUUUGGAACAGGCGUGGGCUACCAAAAGACAGACAAACCUGCCGCCAUGACUCAUUACGAGCUGGAACCAAACGGACCCUCCGGGCCGCCGCUGCCAAAUCGCAUCGACUGGGCACCAGCCAGUGGCCCAUCUGGCCAUUUGAGUCCCGAAAGAGCCGGAUCGAGCCCUCAGGGGAGUACGGAGCCUGACAUGAACGCAGAGACAGUCUGGAGCUUGGUACAAAGCUACAAGAAUAACAUACAAAACAUGCACCCACUUAUGGGCCAGGAGGAGCUGGACGCCAUGGUCAACAAGUUCCUCGAAAACCAGUCCAACCCUGCAAAAAAGCAAUCAGGCGCGGCGGCCAAGCUUACUGUCAGGAGGCUCAACAAGAGGAAGCGAUCUCCUAUUUGCAAUGGGCAAGAUCUUUCAGCAUCUGAAAGCUCCGAUUCGCACACACCACGACAUGCACAAAAGCUAACGAGGUCGGAUGUUACUAUUGACGACGCCGUCAUCCUGUGCAUACUAGCUCUUGGCAAGAUCAGCUGUCACAAAGAGAGGUUGUCGGACAGUUUCUUUGGGGACUUGAAUUCCUGGCAACAACGUCUGUCACCCACACGACCAGAACAAUACCCGACCCCCAUGUCGCAAAGCUAUCCUCUGCCUGCGACAUCACAUCCAGACCAACACACUACAGCGAGUCCGAGAAAACACACUCAUGACAUUCCGGGUCUAGAAUACCUCAUACAAGCCACCGAGAUCAUGACAAGCCAGAUGCAUGGCUGCACCCUCAAGCAUGUUCAGGCCUGCAUACUUGCUGGGCUAUACUACGGACAGCUUGGUCGCGCAUUGGAAAGUCUUGAACAAGUUCAGCAAGCGGCCAUGAAGAUCCAGCAGCUGAUCAGACCUGAAAUCCUCGACCAGCUACGUCUCCCACGAUCCGGAAUUCUUUUGUACGAGCAUGUCAUGCCCAAGCCAAACGCGGUCAAGGCUCUGCAGACCGGAGUUGAACAAGACGUAAUGGAACAUUACAUGGCGCAGCUCUAUCUCCGGCGGCAGCUCAAUCACAUUCACGACAUGCUUCAGCCGUCCUGCGAAUCCGAUCAUAUGCUGCACAGGCAGCCAAUGUCCCCAACAACGCCCCUGAUACGUGCAUUCAAGCAGUGCCUUGACAAGUCGGAGUGGGCUUCCGAGCGUCUACAAUUUGACGACAACGAUGCGCCCUCCCCCAACCUUUUGCAAGCUCGGCUGCGUGCCAAGUACUGGAAGGCGCUUGUUGCCACGUUUAGGCCGGUAAUCCGGGCCAUUGUCAACAUGCCAUACGAAAUGCCGAUGUACAAGGUGGAAGAGAACGAGAACGUAGGUGGGGAAGCAAAUUUGGAUGACCGAGUCGAUGGCUCCUUGUACCCGCUCGACCCGAUGAUGCUAGAGCAUGCCCGUCAGGCCGUCAAGGCCCUCGUGGAAAGCACAAGAGCCUUCCACGCCAUUCAAGACGCUCGCCUCGUCAUACCGGAUGUUUUUGGCACGGCACAUAUGCAAUGGAGCAACUUGAUUACACUGGUCGCCAUAUACCGCGACCCCCGCAUCGGCCGCCUGGUCGAUGGCGUCACGCUCAGAGACUUGUUUCGACGGACGAUAGAAUUCCUCGGCGUGGUUGUGCACGCGCCAAGCUCGCUUUCAGUCAUCCUGCGAAUCCUACAGAGGCUAGAGAUGGAGCUGUUUGAUGGCAGGACAGAGCGGAUCCCGUGA
Molecule: messenger RNA, 2754 nt
Organism: Pyricularia pennisetigena
Lineage: Eukaryota; Fungi; Ascomycota; Sordariomycetes; Magnaporthales; Pyriculariaceae
Exons: 3
Coding region: 1-2754 (917 amino acids)
Biological process (GO): regulation of DNA-templated transcription
Molecular function (GO): zinc ion binding; DNA-binding transcription factor activity, RNA polymerase II-specific
Source: RefSeq, a predicted model, not a curated record